AAGAAGUUACGCAUGCGUGAUGAUGACUGCGAUUUGCGACCGAACGGAAAAAAAAAGCCGGAAUUUCAACUCCGGCGUUUCCCUUGGAAAGCCCAAGUAAAUAUGUAAAAGGAUUUUGGUGGUUGUGAGAACUUGAAGAAAUGUAAAGUUGCCAUCUCGGCAGAGUGACAAAACUAAUCUCUAUCUCCUAUUUGGCUUCGCGUGUUUGAAGGAAGAACAGUCCCAAAAUUAAAGCAUGUGUAUCUUGAGAUAAAGAGUACGUCGCAAAUGAACAUAUUAACUUUUGUAUGCAUUGCGGACCUCUGGAAAUGACAGUGCAGUAGACCGCUGGAUUGUUUUCAGUUCACCCACGUGGGAGCUAUACCAACAUGGCAGCCGAAUUAUGUGGCAAUUCUUGAACCCCAAACGGAAUUCGAAGUUAAUUUCGAAGUUGUCAUUAUGGGGAAAGACAAGAAGGGUAAAAAACGUUCGACCGGCUUGACAGAAGAUAUCCUUGAAUCAAAAAGUGUUAGACCUUCAGGAAGAACGAAACAACGAAAGGAUAGACAGGGAGAAUCGGAAGACACGUUUGUUGAAGAAAAGCUAUCAAGAAAAAUUCUAGAACAGGCAAGAAAGCAACAAGAUGAAUUGGAAGCAGAGUUUGGUGUGGCUUCUGGCUCAAACAAAUCAUUAAAGACAGCACAAACACGUCUAGGUCCACCUGAGUUACAAAAUUUGGAUGCAGACGAGUUGGAAUCAGAUGAAGAUGAUGCAGCAUCAGUUGCUAGUGAACAGUUCUAUGAAAACAUUGAAGUUGAUGAAGAAGAUGAACAAGCAUUUGAAGUAUUUAUGUCAAAAGAUACACCAGCUAGGAGAACUCUGGCUGAUGUGAUCAUGGAAAAAAUUCGAGACAAGAAGACAGAAAUAGAAAGUCAAAUGUCAGAAAGAUCUACAGCUCCACAGAUGGAUGAGCGGCUUGUUGAAGUUUUCAAAGGUGUUGGACAAAUCUUGGCUAAAUACCGAUCUGGGAAGUUGCCAAAGGCUUUUAAAGUUAUUCCAUCUCUCUCGAAUUGGGAGGAGGUGCUGUAUAUAACAGAACCAGAGAGGUGGACUGCAGCAGCCAUGUUUCAAGCAACAAGGACAUUUGUGUCAAAUCUCAAUGUUAAGAUGGCUCAGAGAUUCUUCAACUUAGUGUUAUUACCAAGAGUGAGAGAUGACAUUACAGAGUACAAACGACUCAACUACCAUUUGUACAUGGCUUUAAAUAAGGCAUUAUUCAAACCUGCUGCUUUCUUCAAAGGAAUUUUAUUACCCCUGUGUGAGUCACGAACAUGUACCUUGCGAGAAGCAAUCAUCAUAGGAAGUUUGAUCUCCAAGACUAGUAUACCAGUUUUACACUCCAGUGCUGCUAUGUUGAAAAUUGCUGAAAUGGAUUAUUCAGGUGCAAACAGUAUUUUUUUGCGGCACUUUUUUGACAAGAAAUACGCGUUACCCUACAGAGUGAUUGAUGCUGUCGUUUAUCACUUUUUACGGUUCUUAUCUGAUAAGCGUAUUCUUCCAGUCCUGUGGCAUCAAAGUUUAUUGACAUUUGUUCAGAGGUAUAAAGAGGAUGUAUCCAGUGAACAGAAAGAAGCUUUGAUGGAAUUAUGUAGAUCACAGGUCCAUGAUCAGAUUACCCCUGAAGUUCGUCGAGAGUUGAGCCACUCCAAGUCAAGGGAUGCAGAAAUAGAGCCCAUGGAUGUUUAAAAGACAUUUCUUCUCUACAUUAAUUGUUUACUCCUUAGCUGCAGAACUAAUUCGAAUUUCCAGAAAUGGAACUACCGUCGAACAGACUGCCCAGAGUACAUGAUUAUCCAAAAAACUGGAAUUAACCCCAAGGGUUUUGUUAUGGCGCAGAACGCUUGACAUUUAAACAAGCCAAAGUGGUUGUUAGCAACAAUUUGUGCUGCAAAAAUGGGUCAUCGUACAUUUUAUCUCUUUCUUAAAUGUUUAUGCAAACUAUUCGUGUUGCAGCGAAUAAGUGGUGAUAAAACGGAUCUUUGCCGGAAUUGUCUCGACCAUGUGGGUAUAACAAGUCUACGAGGGUCUACGAAAUCGCUGUUUUCGUCCAUCUCUGGAAUUUCGUUAACUCUCCAACUUUUGUGAUCAAUUCAAAGAGGAGAUACGAAUACUUGUACGUGAGAAUGUUUCUAGCUUACCUAUGGAACGAUUCAAAAGAGAGUUUGCCACUUUCAUGACCUGCAAAUAGCUCUUUUGCAACCAACGAAUAACUACAGGUCACAGACUGAGAGCUUUGAAGUUAGAUGAUACUUUGAAAAUCCGUCCAAAGAUAAACGAGCUCAGAGUGCCUCUUUGAGUUAGUUUUUUUCUAUUAAAAAAAGUAACUCUA
This is a messenger RNA of Pocillopora verrucosa, 2368 nucleotides long. Its product is annotated as bystin. Gene Ontology annotation, molecular function: snoRNA binding. Gene Ontology annotation, biological process: rRNA processing. Gene Ontology annotation, cellular component: cytoplasm; preribosome, small subunit precursor; nucleolus. Lineage: Eukaryota; Metazoa; Cnidaria; Anthozoa; Scleractinia; Pocilloporidae. The record is from RefSeq and is a predicted model, not a curated record.